Engraulis encrasicolus (European anchovy) is the source of this 1599-nucleotide messenger RNA. RefSeq lists its product as uncharacterized. The transcript has 4 exons. NCBI's taxonomy places the organism in Eukaryota, Metazoa, Chordata, Actinopteri, Clupeiformes, Engraulidae. The annotation marks the transcript as partial. The record is from RefSeq and is a predicted model, not a curated record.
ACUCCUGCCUCCAUAUCUAUUCCUGCUCCUGAGACCUCUCCUGGUCCCGCCUCUCCUGGUCCUGCUCCUGCAUCCAAAUCAACUCCUACUCCUGACACCAAAUCUAAAUCUACUCCUGCCUCCAAAUCAACUCCUGCCACCAAAACUACUCCUCCUGUCUCCAAAUCAACGCCUGCUCCUGUCUCCAAAUCUAAAUCUACUCCUGCCUCCAAAUCUACUCCUGCUCCUGCCUCCAAAUCCAAAUCGACUCCUGCCUCAAAAUCUAAAUCGACUCCUGCCUCCAAAUCCAAAUCGACUCCUGCCUCAAAAUCUAAAUCGACUCCUGCCUCCAAAUCCAAAUCGACUCCUGCCACCAAAUCCAAAUCGACUCCUGCCUCAAAAUCUAAAUCGACUCCUGCCACCAAAUCCAAAUCGACUCCUGCCUCAAAAUCUAAAUCGACUCCUGCCACCAAAUCCAAAUCGACUCCUGCCACCAAAUCAAAAUCGACUCCUGCCACCAAAUCCAAAUCGACUCCUGCCUCAAAAUCUAAAUCGACUCCUGCCACCAAAUCUAAAUCGACUCCUGCCACCAAAUCCAAAUCGACUCCUGCCUCAAAAUCUAAAUCGACUCCUGCCACCAAAUCUAAAUCGACUCCUGCCUCAAAAUCUAAAUCGACUCCUGCCACCAAAUCCAAAUCGACUCCUGCCUCAAAAUCUAAAUCGACUCCUGCCACCAAAUCUAAAUCGACUCCUGCCACCAAAUCUAAAUCGACUCCUGCCUCCAAAUCAACUCCUGCUCCUGCCUCCAAAUCUAAUUCUGCUCCUCCUUGCAACUCUGCUCCUGCUCCUGCCACCAAAUCUACUCCCGCCCCUGGCCCCACCUCUGGUCCCGCCUCUCCUGCUCCGGCCUCCAAAUCUACUCCUGCCUCCAAAUCUAAAUCUACUCCUGCUGCCAAAUCUACUCCUACUCCUGCCGACAAAUCUACUUCUGCUCCUUCUCGCAGCUCUGGUCCUGCUCCUGCUCCCGCCUCCCAGUCUUCGUGUCUGUCUUGCCUUGUUACCCCCAUCGUUCAGUCUGUGCUCGUUUCCUUGCUGAACAACAACAACAGUGACCCGCAGGCGAAGGAGGAGGAAAAUGAGGAGGCGGGAGAGGAGGAUGAGGAUGCCGAGGAGAACGAGGUGGAGGAAGAGGAGGCGGAGGAGGAAGAGGAGGUUGAAGAGGAGGCUGACGAUGGCGACGAGAAUGAUGAGGAAGACGAGGGGGAGGAGGAGGACUACUCCUGCCCCUACUUCCCAGACUACUCCUGCCCCUACUUCCCAGACUACUCCUGCCCCUACUUCCCAGACUACUCCUGCCCCUACUUCCCAGACUACUCCUGCCCCUACUUCCCAGACUACUCCUGCCCCUACUUCCCAGACUACUCCUGCCCCUACUUCCCAGACUACUCCUGCCCCUACUUCCCAGACUACUCCUGCCCCUACUUCCCAGACUACUCCUGCCCCUACUUCCCAGACUACUCCUGCUCCUACUUUCCAGUCUACUCCUAUUUCCUACUUCCCGGUCUACUCCCGCUCCUCACUUUCAGUGAAGAAAUACAUCAGCAGCGAAGGGUCAAGUGA